AUGGUGCGGUCUUACAGAAAGUACGAAUCGGGUCAGUCCUUCGGCACCGUCUGUACUGCAACGUCAAACACAAUUUGGACGCCCGAUGGAUCGAGUCGCAAUGCUGGUUCAGGAAGAGCUUUUGUAGGCGCAAACGAAGAUGUGCUCUGCUGGGACGUGAAGAAGGGAGAAUUACUGUCGCGAUGGCAUGACAAGGACAACCGAAGUCAGGUGACAUGCAUAUCACAGUGCGAAGUCCAGCCCGAUCUGCUGGCUGUGGGAUACACUGAUGGGUCGAUUCGAAUAUGGGAUGCUCUAUCUGGGCAGGUAGUGGUGAGCUUCAACGGCCACAGAAGUGCAAUCACACAACUGCAGUUCGACCAGGAAGGCUCGAGGCUUGCAAGUGGGAGCAGAGAUACGGACAUCAUCAUCUGGAAUCUGCUCUCUGAGACCGCAGACUUCAGACUACGCGGCCACAAGGACCAAAUCACUGGCAUAUCAUUCUUGCGCACACAGAUCACGCCACGCGAUGAGCAGGAUGGAGCUGUCGACGAGGCCAACGUCAGCGAGACUGAGGAGCGAUAUCUACUUUCGACUUCGAAGGAUGCCCUGGUAAAGGUCUGGGAUUUGUCAACACCACACUGUAUCGAAACACAUGUCGCGCAGACGAGUGGAGAGUGCUGGGCUCUUGGCAUAAGUCCGGAUGGCGCAGGGUGUAUCACAGCAGGCAACGACGGCGAGCUGAAAGUCUGGAGGUUAGACCUCGAAGCGCUGGCCAAGCUGAGCAGCAAUGUUGGCGAUGGCAAGAAGCAGGAUGUUCUGGUCAGUCAAGGUAUCAUACACCGACAAAGCAAGGACAGGACCAUCGGGAUAUCGUUCCACGCGAGGCAGGAUUACAUCUCGAUACAUGGCUCCGAGAAAGCGGUGGAGCUGUGGCGGAUACGGUCUACAGAAGAGAUACAUCGACACAUGCAGCGUAAGCGAAGGAGAAGACGAGAGAAGGCGGCAGCAGCAGGAGAGGCCUUGGUGCCAGAGAAGGAAGAAGCUCUCGAACCACCUGACGUGAGCGAUGUCUUCGUGCCUUACGUGAUUGUUCGUACUGGCGGCAAGCUACGCUCAGCCAACUGGAUCACAAGCGGCAACAAAUCAGUCAAGCACCUACAACUGCUGACUGCGACCACCAACAAUCAGCUUGAGGCCUACAAUGUCAUAUCACAUCGCGCGCAAGAGAAGACGGGAAGCAGGGAGGCGCCUGACUACAGCCGAUCGUUGGCAGUUGAGCUCCCUGGUCACAGAACUGAUGUUCGCACGUUGGCUUUAUCAUCCGACGACCGCAUGCUUGCAAGUGCUUCGGCUGGUGCGCUCAAGGUGUGGAACCUGCGGACGCAGUCAUGCCUUCGUACACUAGAAUGUGGCCAAGCCCUCUGCUCUGCUUUCUUGCCCGGAGAUCGAAUGGUACUGCUGGGCACCAAGACUGGAGAGCUCGAACUAUACGACAUCAGCACGAGCACAUUAGUCGAGAAGAUUGAGGCACACGAAGGAGCGAUCUGGACUCUAGCAGUGCAUCCCGAUGGUCGGUCCGUGGUGACAGGCUCUGCAGACAAGACUGCUAAGUUUUGGCGCUUUGAUGUGGUCGACGAAGACAUUCCUGGUACAAGGAGGACAACACAACGACUGAAGCUGACGCAAACACGCCAGCUGAAAGUGGCCGACGACGUGCUUUCGUUGUGCUUCUCACCGGACCAGAAGUACCUCGCGCUGAGCACCCUCGACAACACGGUCAAGCUCUUCUUCGUGGAUAGCUUGAAGCCAUAUCAUAUUCUCUACGGUCACAAGCUACCCGUACUGAAUGUGAGCAUAAGCAGUGAUUCAAAGCUCAUCGCCACAUGUUCUGCAGACAAGAACGUCAGGAUAUGGGGCAUGGACUUUGGUGACUGCCACAAAGCGUUCUUCGCACAUCAAGACAGCGUGAUGCAGGUUGGCUUCAUUAUGCAUCCGGUCGAGCAAGAUGAGAGGCACAUCGUCUUUAGCGCAAGCAAAGACGGCGUGGUCAAGACAUGGGAUGGAGACAAGUUCGAACAAAUCCAGAAGCUCGAAGGCCACCACGGUGAGAUCUGGGCCAUGGCCUUGAGUCGUACUGGCGAGACCGUCAUCACUGCCUCACACGACAAGAGCAUACGAACGUGGCAGGUUGGCGACGACCUCAUCUUCCUCGAAGAAGAACGUGAACGAGAGCUCGAGGAAAUGUACGAGUCAACGCUGGCUCAAAAUAUCGAUCGCGACCUUCAAGACGGCGACGAACAAGACGCAGAAGUCGCGGCCGCAAGCAAGCAAACCAUCACGACCCUCAUCCACGGCGAAAAGAUCAUAGAAGCCCUCGAAGUCGGCAUUACAGAUCUCCACCUCAUGCGAGCCUACGAACGCGACAAAGUCCACAACCCCAAGCUAGCAGUCCCACAAGACCGCAACCCCAUCUUCCAGUACAGCAACAUGUCCGCCGAACAACACGUCCUUCAGACACUCCGCAAAGUCCCGUCUCCUGCCCUCAACGACGCCCUCCUGGUCAUACCCUUCAGCACUCUACCCACGCUCUUUACCUUCCUCGCCGUCCUCCUCCAGAAACACAUGCAACCUGAGCUCGCGUGGCGCAUUACGUACUUCAUGCUGCAGGCACACAUGACGCAGAUCGUGGCGUCGAAGCAGCUGAAGUCGAUCUUGACGGAUGUGUAUGAGGCGUAUGAGGCGUGGCAAGAGGAGGAGAGGAAAGUGAUGGGGUUCAAUCUGGCGGGUUUGGAGAUUAUGAGUAGGGAGGUGAGGGAGAAUGAAAGUUCUGGAUAUCUGGAUGAGCCGAUCGACGAGGAUCGAGAUGCGAUGGAGAAAGGGCGGAAGAAGAGAGCUUUCGCCAGUGUCGCGUGA
Fulvia fulva is the source of this 2895-nucleotide messenger RNA. RefSeq lists its product as uncharacterized. The transcript has 2 exons. Gene Ontology annotation, biological process: maturation of SSU-rRNA. The coding region runs from base 1 to 2895 and encodes 964 amino acids. Gene Ontology annotation, molecular function: snoRNA binding; protein binding. Gene Ontology annotation, cellular component: Pwp2p-containing subcomplex of 90S preribosome; small-subunit processome. NCBI's taxonomy places the organism in Eukaryota, Fungi, Ascomycota, Dothideomycetes, Mycosphaerellales, Mycosphaerellaceae. The record is from RefSeq and is a predicted model, not a curated record.